Caenorhabditis angaria is the source of this 2639-nucleotide messenger RNA. NCBI's taxonomy places the organism in Eukaryota, Metazoa, Nematoda, Chromadorea, Rhabditida, Rhabditidae. The record is from the annotation of a GenBank genome assembly.
AUGUUGAAGAGAGCUGGUAAGUUUUUUUGGGCGCGAAAAUUUUAGAAGGAAAAAAUUCUUGGAACUUUUCCAAUUUUUCCGAAAAUCCUUGGAUUAUCUGAAAAUCUCGAGAGAUCUAUCCUGAACUUCCUUCCUCUCAAAAAUCAUUUUGUCUGAAAUUGGCCCUAGAAAACAUGAGACUGAAAUUUAUUUAUGAACUGACGAAAAAUGGUGGGUUUUUGUAAUUUUAUUUAACUGAAAAUUUUUUAGAAGCUUCUCACAAAAAGAGAAGUCUAUAAAAUUGAACUUGUUUCAAAAAGAACGUUGGCAGUUAAAAGAAAACCCCAAGGGACAUUUUUUUUCCAAAAAAGCCUAGAGUGCAAAAUUUGUUCAAAAUGAAGUGAUGACGUGACUUUUCGAAUACUGUAAUUAGUUUCGGAAGCAACAUUUUUGAAUUCUGAUUUCGCAGAUUUGUUCGGGACAAUCGAAACAGUACCCGAAAAUGCCGAUUUUUGGCCAAAAUGAAAACUUUGCAACGUCAUAACUAUAUUUUGGGUAAGUUUUGCACCGUAGUAUAUUUGGAAUAAAUAUCUUUUGGGAUGUUCUUUUAACUGCCAAAAUCAGAUAAAUUUUUUCGGUGACUUUGUCGGGUGAAACUUUUCAGUUUUUCAACCCAAUUCUAUAUAGAAAAACACUUUUCCCGUUAAGAAAAUGUCAAACAUUACUUUCCACAUAUUUUCAAAGAAAAAUCAGCAUUUUAUGCUACUAAAAGUUUUCGCUGGGAAAGAAGAAAACAUAUGGGUUAUUUGACAUUUUUGAAUCAUCGAAUCUCAUUUUUUAAAUAGAAAAAUGAUAAACUAUUGUUUUUUUUCAUUUAAAAAUGUUUAAAACUUUUUUAUUUGAAUCACAAAUUGUAAGUAUGCUCAUCCCUUUUAUCGAAAAAAUCGAUACAAAGUUUCUUAUCAUAAAGUACACAAAAAGUAUACUUUUGGUACAAAAAGUAUAUUAUUCAAACAUUGAAUAAUCAUAAUUUUAUUGAUGCUAUUCGUUAUUUUAUUUUAAUCGAAAACCUUGAAAUAUUCCAGAAGCUCAACAUUCAACGCAAAAAACUUUCAAGAAAGGUUUGUUUUAAAAUGUUAACCACUAUUUCUUAGACGUAGGGAAAAAUUGUCACCAAGAACAAUUCGGGUUUUAACGUGAACCUAUCCGACCUUCGAUUUCCACGUAAAUCCAAUACAGGGUGACAACAAAUUAUAGAUUCAGGCUGUUGUCACCAUGUCAGAGGCCAACAUGAGGCCACGAUUUCCACGCCUUAUUUCUCAUUUACCAAAUUAAGAAAAUAGGAUUUCGUUUAGAAUCGCCUUAUCGAUUCGAUUAUUACGAGCAAUUGUUGGCUACGCCUCCGAUGAGAAUUUCGUCGAAAAAAACCAACAUCACUAAUCGGAUCAUCUACGCUUUUAUCAUUUUUGCGUCCAUUACUUUGUUGUGUAAGUCUAAAAGCCGAAAAUAAGCUGGAAUCUCACUAUGGAAUUUUUCAGUUGUUUGAGAAUUUGAAAAUUCUUUCAAGUUGGAUUGUGAGAAACUACAAAAGAUUCCUUAUCAGUAAACAAACUAUUUAAAUUACAGUAUGGAAUCAAAGUGCCCCUCUUCUCACCGAAUCCGAACGUCAAUGCAUUCUCGACGAGACCUAUCCACGUGGCAAUAUCUCGUCAGCUGAUCUUGGAGAAUCGUUUCGCAUCGCUUUCUAUGAUGUUCAAAAGACAUUCAAGAUUCUACAAUUGCCAAAUGUUUCAUGCGAUUUUGCAGAACAUUCAACUUCGACAACUGUUUUAAUGAUGAUUCAAACAAGAGCCAAAAGUUUUACUCGUCGAAAUGUUCUUCGUGAAACCGUUAUCAGCGCUAAAAACUCGAAAAUCGUUGAAGAUGGAAAUAUGAAAUUUAUCUUCGUCACCGGGCAAAAUGAAGAGGAUGAAAAAGUGAAUGAAAUUUUGGAAAAUGAAUCUAGAUUAUAUGGAGAUCUUCUUAUAACUGACAUGCAUGAUAAUUAUACUAAUUUACCAUUCAAAGCUCUUCAAUCAAUUCUCUUUGCUUCUUCUCGUUGCAAAAAUGUGGAUUUGAUUGGAAAAAUCGACGAGGAUGUGAUUUUCUAUCCAGAUCAAUUGGCAAAACUUUUGCCUGGAUUGAGAAUCGAAGCCGAUACAAAUUUAAUAUUGGGAGAUUUGUGGAGAGAAGGAGUUAUGGUUAAUCAUGAACCAGAUACUAAAUGGUAUAUUCCAAAAGAAGCUUAUCGCUGCAACAGAUUCCCGCAAUAUGCUGCAGGACCUUUGUAUUUUAUGACAAGACAAGCAGCAAAAGAUAUAUUGAAAGUUUCCAAUGGCAGAAAAUUCAUCACGGUAAUUCAACUAAACUUUUCAAAAAAAUUACGAAACUAAAACAUAUUUAAAUUUUAGGUGGAAGAUUCCCUCAUCACUGGACUUUACUCAGUCGACAUAAAUGCCGAAAAUAUUCAUCUUCCAAUGAUGUACUACCAUCACGGACAAACAACUGAUCUCAGCCGCCGUCAACUUCUCUCGUGGCAUAACAAGAAAAACGACGAGCAAUUCAGAAUGUCAUUCUUCUACAUGCUUUCAACCAGAUGUUUGCCAUGUAAAAAGUUCUGA